Molecule: messenger RNA, 1353 nt
Organism: Haemonchus placei
Lineage: Eukaryota; Metazoa; Nematoda; Chromadorea; Rhabditida; Trichostrongylidae
Source: the annotation of a GenBank genome assembly
UUCAGAGUAUUUCAGAUCUACUUUGUUGGAGUGAAGCCAGCUUCGAAAGGCGGCAAUACUUACAAUAUCUAUGGAAACUGCAGUACGAGCGGCGAAGCGCCGGCAAGUAGUUGUACGCCUCCACCACCGGUAACAUGCGAAAAAACAUGCGAGUUCGUUAUCUGUGAGUCAAUACCAGCAGGACUAGUAUUCAAUUCAUCAUAUCCAAUCUACAACAGUACUACAAGCUGCUGGAUGAGGCUAAUGAUUGAUGACAUCCUUAUCGGCAGCUAUUACUGGUCAUUGCUAGUGCAGGAUACUGGAGGCAACUACACUGUAGACACAACUGGUACUUCAACAGAUGGUGAACUAAUCUACAAUACUAUCCUAAAAACUGCACAGCGAGGGGUGAAAGUCCGAAUUGCUCAAACAUAUCAAGAUGGAGGCUAUCCCGAAACGACAAAUUUAGCUGCAAAUUCAAAUGGGAAUCUUGAAGUCCGCUCACUCGAUUUUAAGCAAUGGUACCCGGGUGGUAUCCUCCAUACGAAAUCGUGGGCUGUUGAUGGCAAGCACUUCUAUGUUGGAUCUGCAAAUUUUGAUUGGAGAGCACUUACUCAGGUCAAAGAACUCGGAAUGGCUGUAUUCAACUGUCCUUGUCUUGCACAGGACUUCACCAAGCUGCUAGAUAUCUAUUGGGAUAUGGGAGCUCCAGGUGCGAAAAUUCCACAAAGUUGGCCAGACUACUACGCAACGUCCUCCUACCACGAACGACCAACGUCAGUACCACAACCAAGUGGCAGUCAAGCAGUGUACUUUUCGGCUGCUCCUCCAGGAUUUCAGUCAUGUGGAAGAGAAUCAGACAUUGACGCCAUGGUAAAACUCAUCGACGAAGCGCAGGAAAGGCUGGACAUGGCAGUGAUGGAUUACGUCCGAUUCAUGCAUUCUCGUUGGUCUCAUACCAAUGCCAGAGCCUAUGCGUAUAUGCAUUCACUACAAGAUAUAAGCAGUCAGCUACAGUGCGUAUACUCAGGAGGAAAGUGCGUUCGACGUGGGUCAAUCGAAGUCCGUUUCAUUCAGGUACCAGAAAUGCAGUACGGUAACAUACCGUAUUCCCGAGUUUAUCAUAACAAGUAUUUCGUCACUGAAAAGGCAGUUUAUGUGGGCACUUCAAACUGGACUCCUGAUUAUUGGAAGUAUACUGCUGGAAUAGGAAUGGUUAUACGAGCAGAUGACUCAAGCCAAAAAUCAGUCAUAGUGGAUCAAUUUGCGAAGAUAUUCGAGAGGGACUGGAAUUCGGACUAUACCAUUCCUUUAUCCUACUUUGAUAACAACGGGAAAUGGACGAACGGCUCAAGUACAAGCUCACCGUUAUGA